This is a messenger RNA of Geodia barretti, 144 nucleotides long. The record is from the annotation of a GenBank genome assembly. Lineage: Eukaryota; Metazoa; Porifera; Demospongiae; Tetractinellida; Geodiidae.
AUGUUGGGGUGUCUGAACUGGGCCAUGAUGGCUGCCUCCUGGAGAAACUUGACAGUGUUGGCCGAGUCUGUCAGAGUCUUCACUGCCACAGUCGUUUGUCUUCGACCAUUAGUCCACUGUGCCUUAUUAACAGACCCAAACUGA